Molecule: messenger RNA, 955 nt
Organism: Rhipicephalus microplus (southern cattle tick)
Lineage: Eukaryota; Metazoa; Arthropoda; Arachnida; Ixodida; Ixodidae
Gene: Elp5
Product: Elongator complex protein 5
Biological process (GO): tRNA wobble uridine modification
Cellular component (GO): nucleus; elongator holoenzyme complex; cytosol
Molecular function (GO): tRNA binding
Source: RefSeq, a predicted model, not a curated record
ACAUGGCGCUCCCCAUGAGUUGUGCGUUGCGUCUUCUGUAGUAAGUCUGUAGUCGUGUUUUCAUUCACUUCCAGCCAUGUUACAGGGCUUGCUUUCUCAACGGGGCGCUUCAGGACUGGUGCUAAUAAACGACACAUUGGAGCAGCGAGGUCGCUUGAUCGCGGAUUCCUUCGCAAAUACUUGGGCGAACAGGGGCCACAAUGUGCACAUCUUGAGUUACGACAGGGAAGAAAGCAUAAUCAGAAAGUGCUUUCCACCUAGCACUAUUGACAGGAUUUUCAUUCACGACGCCUUUUGCGCUCCAGAAAAAUGCAGCCCAUCAACGUGGGUGGCAUUCAGCAAGGAGACCGAACCUUUCACAAUGGUCAUCGACUCUCUCUCGACGGCCCUUGUUUAUCACCCAUUUGAUGACAUCUACGUGGGCCUUUUGUGCCUGCUGCGAAAGAUUAAAUCCUUGCAGAUAAUUGUGGCUCUCCUCCACGCUGAUGUGCACGAGGAACACGAGGUCGACAAGUUGUGCUAUCUAGCCACCACCACUCUGGCACCCUACGUGCGUGACGGUGGAAGCACACUCGGAUGCAAGACUGUUCACAGGAAGCCAGGAGGACGUGUCGUUAGAGAGGAUGAAGAGUUUGUUCUCAAGCCAGACCUUUCAAUUACUGACAUCAAGAAGAUUGCUGAAAAGCAUGAUGCUAAGCCCGUGACACAGCAGCCUGACCCAACAGCGAACCUUACCUUCAACCUUCGGCUCAGCGAAGAGGAGAAAGUGGCCAAGGAUAACCUUGUACUGCCAUAUCUCAAGACGGCAUCUUCCAGCAAAGGAAAGGGGGAGAUCACAUACGUCAUGGAGCGGGAGGAUGAUUUUGACGAAGAAGAUGAUCCUGAUGAUGACUUGAAUUUCUGAUUACCGCACUUUGUUUUGCUCUGGUUGUGUAAAUAGACAAUGCUUCUUUUG